Taeniopygia guttata (zebra finch) is the source of this 1080-nucleotide messenger RNA. RefSeq lists its product as uncharacterized. The record is from RefSeq and is a predicted model, not a curated record. Lineage: Eukaryota; Metazoa; Chordata; Aves; Passeriformes; Estrildidae.
AGGGGGCUCUGCCUGUCCUGUGAUGUCACACACGGGGCUCUUGCUGCCCCACACUGUCACAAAGGGGCCUCUGCCCCCCUGCUGGGGUAUAAAAGGGGCCAUGGGAUGCUGUGACACUGUGGACGGGCAUCACCAGGGCCUCUGCCACCCCAGCUGGGUUGGGGACCCUUCAAUGGGGCCCCACAGGUCACCAGGGAACCUCUUCACCAACCUGUGCUGGUGACUGGGAUGGUGCCAUGGAGCUCCUCAACAUCUUCACCCUGGGUGAGCUGGUGGCAGUCACGAUGGUGGUGCUGCAGCUCAUCCUGGUCAUUGCCGUGCUACGGGACAAGUGUCUAUGGAGGAUCCGACAGAACUCAAAGCACGCGAGCACAGCAAGCGGCCAGCCGGAGGGGCAGAGCAACGUGGGCAGAGCACGGAGAUCAGCAGAGAUGGAGCUGCCCCAUGGCAGCUCCCCACGUUGUUCCAUGAGCUCCAGGAAGCAUUUCCCAAGGUUUAUCCGGAGCUGCCAGGACUCCCAGGCGCUCUUCGAGGAGCACCGCACGGAGCUGGAGGCACAGCUGCCCCGGGGGCCGAGGAUGCCGAGGGGCUGCAGGGCGGUCCUGCCCACGGAGCUGGGGCUGCUGGGGGGCAGAGAGUCGCCGCAGGGCCCCAGAGAGGAGCGGCCCAGGGCGGGCACGGCCGAGAAGGACAGAGCCAAGGCCGGGACACGAGGCAGCAGCGAUGCCCCGGAGCUGGAGCGUGACAGCGGCUGCACGGCCAUGGCCUGGUUCAUCCCCGGGGCCGUGCAGAUCGCCGAGGCCGCGGGCUCGGAGGGCACAGGCAGCAGCAGCAGCAGCAGCAGCUCGCUGGGGCUGACCUUCAGCAUGCAGAGCGCGGACCCGUGGUGGGGCCCGCUGCGGCCCCCCGCCCCACGGCCGCUGCCGCAGCCCCCGCGCCGGGACCGGGAGCCAGGCUGGGAGCCGGGCAGGGCCCUGGGCAAGCUCCAUGCCCGGCUCGGGGGGUGCCUGGCAGCCUGGUGCAGCCGCCGCCUCCCUCUGCCCUGCUGCCGCCAACGCUGAGCCCCCAAUGCCCCGUGUG